AUGCGCGGGCAGUUCCCCCUGCUGCAGCCUUUUUUCAAUAAAGCAAGCCAGGACCAUCCAUUGUUAUUAACCCCCAGGCCUGCCGGUUCCUAUGCAAUGGAUACGGUACAGGCUAUUUUGAAAACACCACUGGAAGAAGGCCCCAGCCGUUUACUGUUUGAGAACAAGGUCAGGGAGUACCUGAUCUUCCUGCUGGUGGAAGCGGCUAAGAAGGAUGGACCGCAGGUUAAGCUGACGGCCAGGGAAAGGGAGAUGCUAAUAGCGGCCGGUCAGCGGAUCCAGCAAACAUUUAACCGUAAAUUGCAGGUGGGUGAACUUAGCCGGCAGACCGGCAUCAAUUCCACCAAAUUCAAGGAAGGUUUUAAGGAGGUCCACGGCAAUACGGUGAAGCAGUUAAGCAUUGCCGCGCGACUGCAGGAAGCGCGCCGCCUGUUGAUGAAAACGGAUCUCAGCACCAAACAGAUCAAGGACAUGGUCAGUUAUGCGCAUACCACCACUUUUAUCAAGGCUUUCCGGGAUUAUUUCGGGUAUACCCCCAACGAGUUCAGGAAGCAAUGUGGGCGGUUAUAA
Ostertagia ostertagi is the source of this 570-nucleotide messenger RNA. The record is from the annotation of a GenBank genome assembly. Lineage: Eukaryota; Metazoa; Nematoda; Chromadorea; Rhabditida; Trichostrongylidae.